AUGUGUGUGUGUGUGUGUGUGUGUGUGUGUGUGUGUGUGUGUGUGUGUGUGUGUGUGUGUGUGUGUGUGUGUGUGUGUGUGUGUGUGUGUGUGUGUAAUGGCGAACCAACAGCAUCAAGACGAAGAGCGGGACGCCGUCACAAAGUCAACAGCCGAAGCGAGAUCGAGCUCAGCCAGAAAGGAUCCAGCCCCACCAGCAAUCAGAGCCUCACCCUGAGCUCAAAGAGGCGGCGGAGGCGCGGGGAGGAGAUCGAUCACGGCCUGGCCUCACCCGCACAACAGCAACCCAGGAGACACAGAGAGAGAGAGACAGAGAGAGACAGAGAGAGAGUCACACACACAACAGAUACAGAGAGAGAGAGAGAGAGAG
Molecule: messenger RNA, 370 nt
Organism: Monosiga brevicollis MX1
Lineage: Eukaryota; Choanoflagellata; Craspedida; Salpingoecidae
Exons: 2
Source: RefSeq, a predicted model, not a curated record